Messenger RNA from Culex pipiens pallens (northern house mosquito), 1216 nucleotides. RefSeq lists its product as uncharacterized. The transcript is spliced from 2 exons. The coding region runs from base 423 to 1073 and encodes 216 amino acids. The record is from RefSeq and is a predicted model, not a curated record. Gene Ontology annotation, molecular function: DNA binding. NCBI's taxonomy places the organism in Eukaryota, Metazoa, Arthropoda, Insecta, Diptera, Culicidae.
ACAUUAACAAGAACAAGCCGUUACGUAAUUCGCGGUCGGUUACUCCACGUGGUUGGUGGCGCGCACAUGACUCACGAAGGAACGAUCGUUUGUUUUUCUUUGCGUCAAGCGCGUACAUGACUGUUUGCGUGUAAUCGUCCCCUUUUAAGCUUGUUGCACUACCACUCUAGACUGUAAAAUAGUGUGGAAGAAGUGCUUGCGCACCGGGGUUUGUGUGUUUUGCAUAGGUCAACUGAAAUGGUUUGUGGUGUCUUGAUGUGAGCUCUUUUUGUUCUUGGUAUUUUUAUUGUUUGCUUAGAUUUCGAUAAAAAAAAUCGAAAGUGUGUAGAAAGAGCGUGCUAAAAGGGGGUGAGUCUAGGGUUGCAUCGCUCAAAGUUCGCUGGAAGACACUGCGGGACAGCUUCCGGCGCGAGGUAAAGCGCAUGGAGGACGGCGAACUGACCACCUCCAGCUGGCCUCUGUUCGAUCGGAUGUCCUUCCUGCUGGGACAUUUCCGCACCCGCGAGUGCUACCUGUCGCCGGAACUGGGCGCCAAACUGGGAGGGGGCGACGCCGAAUCGUGGAAAUUCACCGCCGACCCGGACUCGGCCAGCCAGCUCAACGAAUCGGCGGAACUUACCUCACAGGGCGAAAGUGACGAAGGAGAAGCGAUGUGCUUGAGCCGGAAGCGCCUCAAGUACCUUACGAUUCCGAGGGAUGCCGUGGUGGAGAACGGCGGCCACGAUUCGGACGAGUUGACCGUGGUGGAGGCGUACGAAACGGUCGAGGCAGAUCCGGCGGACGACGACAUCGAGGUGGUGGAGGUGACCCCGGGCAAUCGGGAUGUCAUUGAGUUGCCGUCGCACCUGUUUGGCGAGGUGACGUUCAAGAACAAGCUGAGGGCUCGCAUCAAGACGGAACCGACGGAGGGUGGCGAGCGGAAACCGUUUGAGGGUGGAUUCGCGACCGAUUCAGACUAUAACUUUUUGAUGAGUUUGCAUCCGUUCAUGCAGCAGUUGAACACGAAACGGAACCUGGCGAUUAGGAUUAAGAUGCAACAGUUGAUUGCAGAGGCUAUGGAGGAUGUGGAAUAGUUGGUUUAGGGAGGAUAAAUCGGAGAAGUGUUGAAUUUCAUCCAUGAAUAUGUAUUAAUCUGAAUUUACACCAUUGUUAUUUGUUACGGAAGAAUUGAAUUAGUUUAAUAAGCAGAGAAAAUAAAAUUGAAUUUGUUACAUUA